UUGCGCAUGCGUGCUCCUUGGCGCGCUACUGAGCUGGGUUCGCGGUGUGUGUUGCUCUCCCCUCUCUGUUGUCUCUGCGGCACUCCAGCUCCUCAUCCAGGGCGCUAGUCCCCGGAGCCAGGAAUGUUCACAGAACUCAAUAACCUUCUUAACACCGCCCCUGACAGGGCGGAGCAGGGGAAACUUACUCUACUCUGUGAUGCGAAGACAGAUGGCAGUUUCCUUGUGAACCACUUUCUCUCCUUCUACCUCAAAGCUAAUUGUAAAGUCUGCUUUGUGGCACUCAUCCAGUCCUUCAGUCACUACAAUAUCGUGGGACAGAAGCUGGGUGUCAGCCUGACCACUGCGCGGGAAUGCGGGCAGCUUGUGUUUCUCGAGGGUCUCAAGUCCUCUGUGGAUGUCUUCUUCCAGGCUCAGGAGGAGCCACAUCCCUUGCAGUUUCUCAGGGAGACCAAUGCUGGGAACCUGCAACCAUUGUAUGAGUUUGUGCGGGAGGCCCUGAAGCCUGUGGACAAUCGGGGCGCUGCGUGGAGGUGCCCAGUGCUGUUGGUAGAUGACCUCAGUGUGCUGCUGAGCCUGGGCAUGGGGGCGGUGGCCGUGCUGGACUUCAUCCACUACUGCAGAGCCACUGUGUGCUGGGAAUUAAAGGGAAACGUGGUGGCUCUUGUGCAUGACAGUGGAGAUGCCGAGGAUGAGGAGAAUGACAUCCUACUGAACGGCCUCAGUCAUCAGAGUCACCUGAUCCUGAGGGCCGAGGGCCUGGCCACUGGCUUCUGCAGGGACGUGCAUGGACAGCUGAGGAUCCUGUGGAGAAGGCCGUCACAGCCCACAGCCCAGCGGGAUCAGAGCCUCACUUACCAGUACAAGAUACAAGACAAGAGCGUGUCCUUUUUUGCCAAAGGAAUGUCUCCUGCUGUUCUGUGACCUGAUUUAGGGGCAGUUGAAGCUACCGUGUACUAUUUUUUUUUUUUUCCUUUUUUUGUCUUUUUUCAU
Messenger RNA from Galeopterus variegatus (Sunda flying lemur), 993 nucleotides. RefSeq names its product elongator acetyltransferase complex subunit 6 (gene ELP6). Gene Ontology annotation, biological process: tRNA wobble uridine modification. Bases 124 to 924 code for a protein of 266 amino acids. Gene Ontology annotation, cellular component: elongator holoenzyme complex. Lineage: Eukaryota; Metazoa; Chordata; Mammalia; Dermoptera; Cynocephalidae. The record is from RefSeq and is a predicted model, not a curated record. The transcript has 7 exons.